Molecule: messenger RNA, 1969 nt
Organism: Bufo bufo (common toad)
Lineage: Eukaryota; Metazoa; Chordata; Amphibia; Anura; Bufonidae
Product: tyrosinase-like
Exons: 5
Coding region: 1-1866 (621 amino acids)
Biological process (GO): pigmentation; melanin biosynthetic process
Molecular function (GO): tyrosinase activity
Source: RefSeq, a predicted model, not a curated record
AUGGUCAAAUCCCAGCAGUUUAGCUUCCCUAACCCCUGUAUGCCUCUUAAAUUGUUACAGAGCUAUAUUCAUCCUUCUGUGUCAAGCCCCUCUGGGAUUUGGUCUAGGCUCGCUGGCUUGUUCCUGCGGGAUGUCCUUCUCCCAGAUGGUAGUUUGCAGUGGGAUUUAAUAUUGGAUCGCCCCGAAAUCAAAACAGCUCCCUUUUUCCACUUGGCAGAUUUUAAGAGAGAUACCAAAUUAUGCGUUGGAACCUUUGCUAGUAGCAGCUCCCCCUCUUGGCUUGAAAAGAAAGUCCUGGCUCCUAAGCCUCCUCUUAGGCCAUUAUCCCAGAUGUAUAAAGAAAUGCUUUCCUUCUUACCACCAGAACUUGGGUAUUUGACUUCAUGGGAGCGAGAGCUUUCUAUGAACCUGACGGAACCAGAGAGAGCCUUUGUUUUGGCUCAUUCUCAUGGCUUUGGUCGUUGUGUGAGAGUUCAAGAGAAUUCUUUUAAGCUACUAAGUAGAUGGGGGCGGUUGUUAGCUCUGGAGGCCAUGUUUAUGCUGUGUACAUUUUUCGCGCUCUUCCUGGGCGCGGUCUACUGUCAGUUCCCGAGGUUAUGUACGACAAGUGCAGCUCUUCAGACAAAGACUUGCUGCCCACCGUGGAAGGAUCAAAGCCCUUGUGGAUCACGAUCUGGACGUGGCCAGUGCAGAGACGGUGUGGUUUUUACGCCCCUGGGCACCCGCCGGGAUCGCGAUUUUUACGAUGACCGAUUAGAUUGGCCACGUUUUUACUACGACAGAACUUGUGAAUGCUUCAGAAACUACAUCGGCUUCAACUGCGGCCGGUGUAAAUAUGGAUACUACGGCGACAAGUGCGAUCGCCCAAAAAAAUGUGUGGUCCGGAGAGAGAUCCGCCAGCUCUCGUUUCUGGAAAGGAAGAGGUUUUUUAGUUACUUAGCGUUGGCCAAAACCACAAAAAGUGACGAUUUUGUCAUCCUGUCCACGGGGGACAGACACUUCCAGGAUACGUACCACUUCGUGGACGCCUCCAUUUACGAUGUCUUUGCCUGGAUCCAUUAUUACUCUUUGAAGCCCAUUCUACUCAACAGCACAUUUGAUUUUAGCAGAAACUACGCCCAUCAGGGUCCGGCCUUCCCCGGCUGGCAUCGUUUGGGUCUCGUGUUCUUGGAGGAGGAAAUUCGGCGCCUGACGGGUGAUGAAGAUUUCGCCAUUCCUUACUAUGACUGGAGAGGAGAAAAGAACUGCUCCAUCUGCACCAAUGAAUUUCUUGGCGCAAGCAAUGCACAAGGCUUCCUGGACGAUGACUCCCACUUCGCAUUUUGGAAAUCUAUUUGCAGCGGGUACAAUUAUGCCGAUGCCUAUUGCCAAACUGCUGGGGACGAGUGUCAGAUGGAGAGACUCCACAGGAAGCCGGGUUCAGAUCCCCAGAUCAAAAGUCUCCCCACCUUCCAGGAUGUAGAGGACACCCUGAAAUGGACAGACUUCGAUACAUUCCCCUACAAUGCUAAUGCACAGAGGAGCUUCCGGAACGCUUUAGAAGGUUUCCUGAGACCAUCGGAUGGGACAACACUGGAGUACACUAUGCACAACGCGGUUCACCUUUAUUUGGGGGGAACGAUGGCUCAGGUCCCCAUCUCCGCCAACGACCCCAUAUUCCUGCUGCAUCACGGCUUCGUUGACAAGAUAUUUCAAGCAUGGCUGCAGAAUUAUAAAGCGACCCCAGCCGACUACCCAGAAAAUGAUGAGCCCGGACAGGGCCCCGAUGAAUGCUCCACCCCUUACUUUCCAUGUUAUAGGAACAAGGAUUUUCUGAGCAGUUCUACUGAGCUGGGAUAUGAGUACUCUGAGUAUCAGGGGAUGUAAGGUAUCCCCUUAAAGGGAAUGUCUUUGUAGCAAUGCUUGGUGUUGUUCUUGCCUUCUUGUAAGUUUUCCUGUUACUGUAUCCUCCCCUCUGCUGCCAUAUGUC